Molecule: messenger RNA, 2797 nt
Organism: Procambarus clarkii (red swamp crayfish)
Lineage: Eukaryota; Metazoa; Arthropoda; Malacostraca; Decapoda; Cambaridae
Product: glutathione hydrolase 7
Biological process (GO): glutathione catabolic process
Cellular component (GO): plasma membrane
Molecular function (GO): glutathione gamma-glutamate hydrolase
Source: RefSeq, a predicted model, not a curated record
UGAGCGGUGUGUGGGUCGGAAGGUCGCUGGCAGCGGUCGCCGCCUCCAUCAUAGAAGACGGAGGAGUAGUGGUAGAGGAAUGUUACACACCGAGGGAUGAGUCGUUGAAGUUCCCAGCUCCUCGUUCCCACAAGUCGGGUUACAUCCUUGGUUCUGCCUUGAUUCAGUAGAAGAGAUAAUUGACCUGCUUUUACUUGAAGGAGGACACUUACUGACUUGAUCUUCAUCUUGGAGCAAGUUACUUUACUUUAGCUGUCAUAGAGGAGCAGCAGUAAGGCCACUGAUGGGUGUCUGCCAAACAUCAUGACUUUAGGCCAGAAUUCAGCAGACGGUUUCUCAGGUGGAGACUACCUGACAGAAGAUACAGUUCUUCGGUCAUAUGCCCUCUAUCCUACCAAGAAGCGCCGCUGUUGUCACAUCGAUGGGGACAGCUUCACCAUCAUCGGCACAUGUUUUUCCAUUCUUACUGUUGCCAUUACAGUUGCUCUUAUUAUCCAGAUACACUAUGGUAACCCAGAGGUAACCCCUCAUGGAGCCGUUGCCACGGAUGAAGAGGAAUGUAGCCGUGUGGGAAUCACUAUUAUGAGAGAUGGUGGGAGUGCUGUUGAUGUGUCUAUAGCUUCUAUAUUGUGUAUGGCUGUUGUUCACCCACACACAGUAGGACCAGGAGGGAGUGGUGUAAUGUUGAUACGUGACCACAAGACCAACACAUCUACUGUACUGGACUUUAUGAGUGGUGUUCCACGAAGCCACAAGCAUGAUGACCCUCAGCCCCAUGAAACUGAUGGACAAAGCAUUGGAGUUCCUGGGUUGUUACGAGGUCUGCAGUAUGCUCACAGCAAGUAUGGAAAGUUACCAUGGGCAAAGCUCUUUGAACCAAGCAUUGAAAUUGCCAGGCGAGGAUUCAAUGUAUCAGCGCAGCUUGAAGAAGCUCUGAAGAAAUCCAACAUCACUAAAGUGGAUGGUGCUACACCCUUUGACCAAACAUUCUUUCCCAAGGGAAUUAUGUUGAAGAAGGGCAGCUUCAUGCAAAGGAAAGAUUUUGCAGAGUUUUUGGAUGUUGUGGCUACUUACGGUGCUGAUAGUUUUUACGCUAUUGAAUUUGGUGUGGAAGAAAUUGAAGCAUUACGAGCAAAGGGGUCAGAAAUACACGUGAAAGAUUUUGAAGAUUACCAAGUUCGUGAACGGCCAUGUAUCCACAUCUUGGUACAAAACAGAUCAUUAUAUACAGCUCCUGCACCAUUUGGAGGCCCUCAACUUUUGACAGCAGUUCACCUACUACGGAACUCAAAUAUAACACAUUUUACUACGCCCUCCACCCUCUACCAUUAUUUUAUUGAAGCCAUUAGGAGAAGUUAUGCUGGCUUUAUAAAAUUAGCUUCUGCAAAUGAAACUGAUCUUCAGAAUCUAACAGAGCUGCUGCUUACCUCAACAUCAGGUGAAUCCUUGGAUUCAUCUGUGAGUCAUGCUGAUACCAACAUACCACGCUUUCCAGAACAAGCUGCCUCGUCCAUUUCUGUUAUUGAUACUUUUGAUCAAUACGUCACAUCUAUUGUUGGACUGGGGACAUACUUUGGUUCUCGAAUGAUGACCAAGCACGGGAUCCUAUUCAACAACCAUCUGGCCAACAUGUUGCCUCACACUCAUCCAGAUAAUACCCAACACUCUCAUGCUCGACCCGUUACGUCAUAUACUCCAGUUAUUAUUACCGACUCGACGCAAGUAUGUGGGAGAAGAGUUGUGUUGGGCAGCCCCGAGGUUGGAGCAGCAGUACAGGUAGUAGGACAGAUGGUGUUUCAAGAUUAUGACUUGACAAGGGCCAUUGAGCAACCCAGAAUUACAGUAAAACCUGGUAUUAACCAAAUGUUUGUGGAAGAUCUGCGAAACGGGGAUCCCAUUCUUGGUUCUGUUCGGAACGAACUUGAAGCAAUGAAUUACACCUUCCAGAUUCUUCAUUUGCCAUAUGCAAGUGUUAAUGGCAUUGCUAAACUUAAAGAUACAUUAUUGUCGUGGUCGGAUGCCCGUGGUGGGGGCGUUGCACAUCGUUUGGAGCCAGCCCCCAAACAUACUGAAAAUAUCACCAAUGGUUCCUGAUUAUUUACCAGAAUUUUUAUUUUUCUGGGGGGAAGCCCUUUCAGCUCCCCAGAGCUAUCCAGGCUGAUAUGGAUAUACAGGUGUAUUAGACUUUGGCAUCAGUCAUAUGGAGUUCCUAGGCCUACCUGGGACCAUAAGCCAGAACCUGGCCCCCCUCAAAAAGGCAUGAGAAACAAUGGCUCAAAUCCCCGUGUGGUUGGAAGCAUUCCAUGUCUGCCAUCGACCGGGUCAGGCACCCAAAAAGGUAAGUGCCCCAAAACAAACCCCUAUUCUGGUUAAAAUAUUGCUACUGAAAGCUGAAUUAGUGGACAGAACUUCCCAAAUGAAAACAAACAAACGAGCAUAACGUCACCACGUCACCGCACUGCUGUCUACGCAAACCCCCUCCCUGGGAGGGGGAAGGGGAAGCCUCAGACCCUCACACCUGCUAUCCAUCCUACAGUUCUGUGGUUGAUGUGAUUGGCAACAGUCAUUUGACUGGCUCCUGUUUUCUGUCACGGCUCUGUGCCUUGUGGUGUGGUGCUGUUCUCUGGUGGUGUGUGAGCCAGGAGUAAUCUCGCAAGUACUCGGGCUACAUGCGCCUUGGGUCCCCUUCCCUAGGUGCCCAAUAAGUACUGUCCUUGGGGCCAUCUUCCACAAGUCACCUUGGGGGCUACCUCCGUAAGGUCUUUUGCUGCUUGGUGAUUGACCGCCUAUGGAGUCA